This is a messenger RNA of Durusdinium trenchii, 2139 nucleotides long. The record is from the annotation of a GenBank genome assembly. Lineage: Eukaryota; Dinophyceae; Suessiales; Symbiodiniaceae.
AUGGCGGCGGACGCACUCAGCGACAAGAUACUUUUUGAAGCCGCCCAGGUUGCGGUGAAAACGCUGUCCUCCCUGGACGACAGGAACAAAUUGCGUCUAUACGCGCACUACAAGCAAGCAAAGGGAGGCCCAGUGAAGGGCUCCAGACCUGGUGUUUUUGAUCAGGUUGCCAGGGCCAAAUGGGAUGCUUGGUCUACGCUUCAAGACAUGAGCAAACAAGAUGCGAUGCGAGAAUACUGCAAGCUGGCAGAUGAGUUUGUUCCGGGCUGGCGGCAGAAGGUUACAAGCAAAAGUGAGAGCACACCCUUGGCUGCGGCAGAUGCAUCGGGCGCAGCGCCUCUGAGCCCGGCGCAGCCCAGUUCUUCGCAGGCCUGGAUGACCAAUGCUUUCUUAACGAUGUCUGCCUUGCCUGAAAGGCUGCAGCAAAUCUCAUCGUCCUUCUUCCCGCCUUCUGAGUCCUCUUCCGGUGCCCGCCUACACCGUGGUGUCCCGAGAGAGUCGUGCGAUGAGGCCUUGGACAGGUGGGGCUUCGAGGACACCCGCUUCGAAGCAGACCUUUUUGCGGGCCAUCGUGAGGUCUACCUGACCUCAGAGCGAUAUCCCAAGGCCAUUGCGGCGGGCGGCAUGGUGAAUGGACUUUGGUCUUUUUUUGGCCAAAUGCACGGUGGCCUCAAGGGCCACGCGGUGUCUUCCACGGUGGACCAGGUGGAGCUUGUGGAAGCUGAUCCAGAUGCUGUGGCGUUGUUGACCAGGCUCCCCAACAUCAGUUUGGAUUCGAAAGAGAGAUUGCGAAGUGGAACUGGCAGAGGCUUGGGUGGGCUUUGGAGCCUUCGGAAUGGCUGUUCCUUCCUCCGAAUGCCUGAUCUGGUGGUGAAACCACGCCAUGAAGACGAUGUCCUUACAGUGCUGCAGCAAGCAGCCGGACAUUUCAUUGUAAUUCCCGUGGGUGGUCGGACAGGCAUCACUUCUGCCACUACUUGCCCAAGCAUCAGUGAAGACCCAAGACCAGUGGUGUCGCUGGAUUUGCGCAGCAUGGAUAAGCUCUUGUGGGUCCGAGAGGAGGAUCGGCUGGCAUGCGUUGAAGCUGGAAUUACAGGAAGCUCUUUAAAGGAGGCCUUGAAAAGAGAGGGCUACACAAUGGGUAUGGAGCCUGAAUCCAUGGAAUUCUCUACCUUGGGUGGCUGGAUUGCGACGAAGACCAAGAACAUGAAGCACUCCCGCUAUGGAAACAUUGAUGAGAUGCUGGUCGAGGUACGGGUGGCGACCUCCUCAGGCCUUGUGUGGCAGCGAGGAAUGAAAGACAGGCAUGCUUCCUCGACUGGGCGCCGAUCCACCGGCUUAGAAUUGCCAGGCUUGCUGCUGGGAAGCGAAGGUUGCCUUGGAGUCAUCACCGCCGCGGUGGUGCGGAUCCAUCCCCUCCCGGAGGUGCUGGAGUAUGAAUCUCUGGAGUUCACCAGUUGGGAUCUUGGAGUGUCCUUCAUGCGCCAGGUAUCACAGCUGCCACGUGCCCUGAAGCCUGCCUGCUUCCGCCUGCUAGACAAUGGCGAGUUCAAAUUGGCUGAAGCGCUUCGAGAGGACCUGCACCGCUCGCGGUGGAGAAUGCCUCGAAGUGGCCAAGAAAGCGUUGCCCUGCUACUUUUUGAAGGGUCUGGUGAUGAAGUGGAUCCUUGGAUGAGCCAAAUUGCCAGCUCGUGCAGCGGAACUUGGACGGGACCGGCGAUCGGGGAAGCUCUGUAUCAGAUGUACUUUGUCAUACCCUACGUGAGAGACUUUGGUAUGGACUACAGCAUCCUUUGUGAGUCCUUUGAGCUCUUGCUGCCCUGGAGCCGUAUCUCCGGUCUUGAGUGGCCCUCUGUUGUGGAGGCCACGGCGGCGAAGCACCAGGCCUUGCAAUUACCGGGCGUGGCAAAGCUUUGGAAAGGUCUGCUGCCCUCCACGGAAGGAGGCCUUUUGCGCCUCUCCAUCGCCACGUCUGUCGAAGGUUUCGAGUGGGCAGCUGCCUUGGAGGCCUUUCAGGGCCUUCAAGAUGCAGCUCGAAGAGUCCUGGAACAGCAGGCAGACCCAGGUUGGAAACAAGAUACAGGUGUGGCCCUAACGAGUCUGAAAGCUGCGCUGGAUCCACACCAUGUGCUGGGCUAG